Molecule: messenger RNA, 756 nt
Organism: Symbiodinium sp. CCMP2456
Lineage: Eukaryota; Dinophyceae; Suessiales; Symbiodiniaceae
Source: the annotation of a GenBank genome assembly
AUGCUGGACCUGGAUGCUUGGGACAGCCGCAUCUUUGAUGCUGCGCUUUGUGCUGCACGCCGCUGCUGGCAGAGUCAGCGUGCUGUUUUCACAGAGGCCUACUGCCCUUCGCGGGCCCUCCGGCGUCUUGAAACGGCGGCUCGCCGUGGCCCGCGUGUGUCAGCCGAGGUGUUUUUGGAGCGCCUCGUGCGACGCACGUGCAAGCAGCUGCGAGGCCUUUGGGAUCAUCGCUUUCAGAUCGCCCUGGAGGCCGAGCGAACACGCUCUUGGCGCGCAGUGAUCGAGAGCAUCAUGCGGGUGCCGCAAUUCGGCGGCACCGGCUUCGUGGCCAAGGAGCUGACCUCCGAUCUGCUGCAGACGUGCUUGUUCUGCACUUGGAGCGAAGCCUCGCAGACCUGGGAAAGCCAAUGCGAGGACCUGAAUGGCUGGUGCCCCGUUGGGCCUGGCGCACGCCGUGGACUCAACCGCUUGCACGGCAGGCCUACGAAUGCGCACGCGUACAGCCACAGUCAGGCCGUCUCGGACAAGUUUAUCCAAGAGCUCUUGGCGAUUUAUGCCCAGCGCACGGCUCACUGGAAUCCGUCGGAUCUCAUCGAGGACCUUAGCCCAGCUGGAGAACUGAUGCUGCAUGACGUGCAGUUCCAGCUGUGUGAGUUCGACAAAUAUGAGCGGGCGAGACUUGAGCAGGGCCGCGUGCGGAGGUAUCUUCUGGCCGGCAGCUCUGACUCAUUGGGGCCUGAUUCCUGGAGUGCCUAG